AUGCAGACGUGCACUUGGAAUGUCAGGGGCAAACGGAUACAAGACGUGUCUGAUUGGAUGUCUUUAGAGUACACGCCUGAGAUCAUCACUUUACAGGAAGUUGGCGGGGUUCACCUGUUGUCUGAGUUGCUCGUUCCCUCAAGGGGUGAGAGCCAUGAGAUGCAGGAACUGGCUUUCGGGCUAGAUUCGGACAUGCAUGAGUACAGAGUUUUUGUUGGCAGCACGGAUGCACAUCUCUCACAGGUGAUUGCUAUUGACACGGAUGUUAUUGAACACGUCAAAUUUUCCUUCAUUGGCAAGAGAGUUGUUGGGGUGUGCUUCCAGAGUGCCAGAAACAAGCGUUAUUCGCUGGUUCUUUCAGUUCAUUUCCCUCAUUCGGGUACUAGCGAGAUUGUCUUCCAAGAAGCGGUCGAUGAGUUUAUGUCCAUUACUCAACGGUAUUCACAGUAUGAUAUCUUAGCGUGUGGGGAUUGGAAUUGCGAACCUGGGAGCAGCCGGUAUGAUACACUUGCUGUUCCUAUGACCUUGCAAGGCGGUCGAUUCUGCUCCCCCAUGUGCCCCACCAGAUUUGGCAUCAAGAGCAGUUCUAUUCUCGAUUACUUCUUCAUUGCAGGGGCCUGGGUCACAGAAUCGAAUCAUAUGCUACAAUUCAUGGAUGCGGAGUGUGUGACUGUGGUCAAGCAUUCAGCCGAAGAGCUUCAGUCGGAUCAUGCUUGUGUGAUGUUUGAUUUCGCGCUGGAGCCAUCAUCCUUCCUUAAAUGUUCGCACACCCGUUCUCGUCCUUCCAUCAGGCAGCAUUCUAAAUGUGGUCGUUGGAGAAAUUCCACUUACAAGCUGGAGAGUGCCUGGCCUGAUUGUCCAUCAUUUCGGACUAUGUCGAGUCGCGAACAAUGGGUCAUUCUUUCUGGUAUGGCCACCAAAUCUUCCUACCGAGCUCCAACUAGACGGUAUCGGGAUUCGGCUACACUCAAAGCCUUGUGUGCACAGCGGCGGCUGAGCCGUGAUACUGCUGAGCGCACUGCCCUUACUCGUCAGAUUCUUGCGUUCAGGCAAUUUGAAAGGGAUGCGUGGCACAGGGACCUCAUUGCGAAAGCUGCGAACAAGGAUCACGAAGCCUCCAAGUUUCUCAAGCACAACCGGUCUAAUGUUGGUCACCGUUUUGAUGAGGCAUUUCGAGUUUUCUCUGGCAGACAACAAUUCACCAAAGCCGUUCAGGAUUUUUUCGUUAGCCGGUUUCAAGCACAAAAGGUUGCACCAUCGCAACUACUGGGUUGCGGUCGGGAUAUUGGCGAUUUGCCGAUGGCGAACCCCUUUUCCAUUGAUGCAGUUCGUGCCGGGGUACUCCGAAUGAAACUCCAUAAAUGCUCCGGUGCGUCUGGUAUGUCGGUUGAGUUCUUACGUGCACUGCUGCACCGCGAAGAUGGGCUUCAACUCAUUACUGACCAUUUAAACACAGUGCUUCUCCGAGGCGCCUCACUGCCGGAGCAUCGCAUUGCCGUGUUGACACUACUGCCUAAACUUCGUGAUGUGUGUGAACCAAGAGAUCUUCGACCUAUUGCGCUAAUGGAGUGCACUCACAAGCUUUACAUGUCGCUUCUUGUAGGGCGCAUUCAGGCAACGUGGCCCGUUCCGCAUUUUCAGCAAGGUGGACUCCCAGGUACACAGCUCAUAGACGCUUUGUUCAUGUUCACCAAUCGUCUUCAACGUGAUGCUUUGCAACUUUCACAUUCGAUUUGGGUUUCCGCUGACAUCGAGGCUGCGUUUGACUCAGUGAACUGGGACAAACUACGGACAACCAUGUUUUCGUUGUCAUCCUCACAGGUUCAUCCGGAACUGCACCGUCUCCUUUACGAGAUUUCCUCGCACGGCUUGUUGAUGGAAUUUCAGGGUCUUGUUACUGGCAUGGUGCCGGGAAAAGGCAUUCUACAAGGAGGCAGUCAUAGUGCACAGGUUUUCGCCAUUCUCGUUGAACAUAUCUUUCGGGACCUUCAUGUCAGAUGGGAACAGGAAUUUCCGGGAGAAGUCGGGGCAUGGGCGUUCAUCGAUGACUGCAUGUUCGUCUUCAGCAGUUGGAGGGUGGCGGAGCGAGUCGUGCCAUGGAUUAUUGAAGCCUUUGCGGAUUAUGGCCUACGUUGGAACUUGUCCAAAACUACGGUAAUGUCUACGUCCGAUAUGCUUCGUUCGGGUCGCGGUUCCCUGUCCUUAAAUCAUGCCUUACGCGAGUGCACAUGGUCGCAGACAGUUCGUUAUCUUGGGAUCUCCAUACAGCAACCGGCCUUUGACUCCACUGAAGGCUGCACACUUACAGAGCUGUUGUUACCGCAAUGCAAACAAAGGGUGAUGGGUGGGAUCGUGCAGAUGCAGAGUAUUCUCAACCGUGGUCAUUGGCAACGGUGGGAUGUUUCCGUCGAUUUGGUACAAACAUACAUUGCCUCUCGCUGGCUUUGGCUUUCCCCACUUCUUCAUCCAAAUCGCGAACACUUGGCUUCCCUGCAAUCUCUACAGUUGUCUAUCUUAUGUCAGACCUUGAAGCUUUACAUACCUGACUGGUUGUCGAGUUUCCAGGCUGGUGGCCUCAAUCGUCUGAGAAGGCGUGCUAUUCGUGAAAUUCUAAGACUUCGCAAGCCUGAGUCGUUGUGGACUGUAGUAGCAUGGCUCCAUCGCAAACAUGGGUACUUCGGUCAUUUACUGCGAAGGCAAACUGAACACAUGGCUCGGCAAGAGCUCCUUUGUCCCUUACAUCAACAACGACCGGGCCGAGCCGGCACUUGUCAAAGGUGGGUCUUGCAUAUGUGCCAGAAAUUCUUUAAUAGUCCUGCCUUGAACAUCGAAGCUCUUUCCAAUUUGUAUGUUGACAAGGAGCAGUGGUUGUCUUUCUUUCCACUUGUCUUACAGGAGCAUGGAAUACAACUUUCGGAGCAUCCCAGUUUUCAUUACGAUACGUGGUUACGGUGGCGGGACCCCUUCCUUGCUACCACUUCUUGGUUCCGCGCGGUCUUGUUCGACUAUGCUCCCGAUGACUCGUGGACAUUUAAAUGGUUGUGUGAGACGUCUGGAUGGCUUGAGUUGACCUUCUAUGGGACGGUGCAUUCGGUCCUGGAACAGUUUAUUCCACGUCUUCUCAUGCUACACGGGGACUUAUUCGUGGUGCAACUGCUAUGUCCAGCUACUGUCGUCGCACUACAUGGUUCACUUAUCCAAUCGGAUAUACACGUACACAACUUACAACGUCUACCUCAACUCAGCUUGGAGGGCAUCCGGGAUGAUUGGGCACUGCAUGUGACAUCCUUGUAG
Symbiodinium necroappetens is the source of this 3294-nucleotide messenger RNA. The record is from the annotation of a GenBank genome assembly. Lineage: Eukaryota; Dinophyceae; Suessiales; Symbiodiniaceae.